AUGAGUGGUUCGACACAGUACUGUGAUUUUUGGAACGGUCAGAACGGUGGUGAGAGUGCAGGGUAUCAGAAAGGUGAUUGUUUCGGACAGGGUGGUUAUUUUGGGGGGUAUAAUGGGCAGAUUGGAUAUUCAGGUCAUGAAUUUAAUGCUUAUUCACCAUAUAAUUUCAUCCAAAACCACCACCUCCAACAACAACAAUCAUCCAACAAUUUCCCGGUACCAAUCAAAGAAGAACCUUCCACCACAUCCGCGCAACACCGCGCGCCUUACGGCAGUACUUGCCGCUAUAGUUCCCCCAAAACGAGCCGUAUUCAAAUCCGGACUGUACGCCGGACAAUUCCAACCAGCCCGCCACCGACCAACAUCAAUCAUCUUCAUCAACAACAGCAUUUCGCCGGUGCCUACGAUUUGGGAUUCGUGAAUGGCGAUCGGAGAAGAGGUACUAAUGAGGCUGCAGCAGCCGUAUCGCCGACGGGGUCUAUGAAAGAAUCGGAGGUAAAUGAAGGCUCUCUGGAUACGUCUAAAUCCAAAAAAGAAGAUUCUCCAGCAUUGAGAGCACUAUUGAACAAACCCACUCAUGAGAAAAUUACUUAUGACUACUCCACCUUGAGAAAAUCCACAGAAUCCGACGAAUCUCCCCAUAGGUACGUCUGUGGUGAGAAAGACGGCAGCAGCGCACCGGAUAGCGAGUACAGUUCUGACAACGUCGCAAAAAAUAUAUAUCCCUGGAUGAAAACCAAUGCUGAAACAGCUAACCAAGGUAGCAAGCGCACUAGACAAACCUACACUAGAUUCCAAACGCUAGAACUAGAGAAAGAAUUCCACUCAAACAAAUACCUGAACAGACGGAGAAGGAUAGAAAUAGCUCACAGCCUGUGUCUGACAGAGAGGCAGAUAAAAAUAUGGUUCCAAAAUAGACGAAUGAAAGCUAAAAAGGACUCAAAAUAUGGCUUGUCUUAUGACUUUACGUCGGCUAGUGAAGAUAUCAAUAUGAACCAGCAAGGUAGUAGCUUUCCAAGUAAUUCGAGUUUUAAGAAUUUCUAUAUGGGAUCACCUACAGGAAGUGCCAUAUCUGAAAACUCCCCUUAUGGUUUGGAGAUUCAAACGGGCGAUCAAGCGAGAAACCCCUUCUGCGUAAACGACCAAGAACUACCCCCACACUUAAAAAAUUUACCCAUACCACCAAUUUCACCGUGA
This is a messenger RNA of Sitophilus oryzae (rice weevil), 1197 nucleotides long. Its product is annotated as homeobox protein Hox-A5-like. Bases 1 to 1197 code for a protein of 398 amino acids. Lineage: Eukaryota; Metazoa; Arthropoda; Insecta; Coleoptera; Curculionidae. The transcript is spliced from 6 exons. Gene Ontology annotation, cellular component: nucleus. The record is from RefSeq and is a predicted model, not a curated record. Gene Ontology annotation, molecular function: RNA polymerase II cis-regulatory region sequence-specific DNA binding; DNA-binding transcription factor activity, RNA polymerase II-specific. Gene Ontology annotation, biological process: negative regulation of transcription by RNA polymerase II; anterior/posterior pattern specification.